Molecule: messenger RNA, 354 nt
Organism: Aureobasidium musti
Lineage: Eukaryota; Fungi; Ascomycota; Dothideomycetes; Dothideales; Saccotheciaceae
Source: the annotation of a GenBank genome assembly
AUGUCCGGAGAAGCCUGGCUAUACCUGAUAGCGGUGCUCAUCAAUGCCGUCAACCUCUUCCUUCAAGUCUUCUUCACCAUUAUGUACAGCGAUCUGGAAUGUUUCUCCCCUACAACACGUGCUGACAAGAUACAGNNGAUCUUCGAGAACCAGCACCUUCUGGAUGCCACUGAGAUUUUCAGAAAGCUCAACGUUCACAAGAAGGUAAGCUCUUGCGCCGCAUUCCUACCAGACUUGCAGGUAGCUGACAAAAGCUUCAGNGAAUCCUUCAUUAAGCUCGGUUUCCACCUCGUCAUGUUCUUCUUCUACCUCUACAGCAUGAUUGUCGCUCUCAUCCGCGACGAGUCCCACUAA